UUUCCAGUCGUAUAUAUGGAGACGCUGAGAGCAAGCACCAAUACAUCGACAUUACAUAUAUUUAAGCAAGAACUACCUUCUUCUGGCAUUGUAAAGCCCAUCUACCGUGUCAUCAUGGUGUUCUUAAGCCAAAUACUAUGUCGUGUGAAGCCGUUCAACUUUCGAAAACCCAUGUAUGCUUCAGAGUUCUGGGGAUAUGACAUGCCCACAAAAAGCAAAGCCGUCCCAAGACGAAAAAUGUUUCUCAUGGCCGCUCAUUUCUACUUACGGAGACGAACCAGCGCCAAAUUAGCGCAAAAUGCCAUAGCGAAAUCUCUGGAAAGAGCCACCAAGGCCCGACCCCAAAAGCGGAAGGACUUUCACUCGCUGAACAAUGCUCGCGUUGAGGCUGGUUUGGAAGAACUAAACUUUGACCAUUGGUAUUGGACCGAGGCCUUAGUGAGGUCUCAUAUUCACUUGGAUGCCAAUAUGUGUGCCAAUUUGGCCAUCUAUGAACCUCGAACCUUUCGUGCUUUGACGGGCAUUGCCUCUCAUAAAGUCAUGACUCCUCAAAAUCAAGGUGGAAUGGGAUUACCAGUGUGCGGACCGGGCAUCCAUGUGGUGUCCAAAGGACAAAUUUAAUUAUGAAAAUUUAGUCAAUAAAUAUGAAGUUGAGUCGACAGUC
Molecule: messenger RNA, 664 nt
Organism: Tigriopus californicus
Lineage: Eukaryota; Metazoa; Arthropoda; Copepoda; Harpacticoida; Harpacticidae
Gene: mRpL20
Product: large ribosomal subunit protein bL20-like
Exons: 2
Coding region: 16-621 (201 amino acids)
Biological process (GO): translation; ribosomal large subunit assembly
Cellular component (GO): ribosome
Molecular function (GO): rRNA binding; structural constituent of ribosome
Source: RefSeq, a predicted model, not a curated record